AUGGCCGUCCUCGAAGGCAAUGAAUCUGACCUCAUGCAAUUGUGGGGUUUAAUCACCCAGUUGGGUGAACAGCUCAGUCAGAAUCAACACAAGUCGGUUUCACUAUAUAGCCUGACUGGGAAGAUGAAGGCACAGGCCACCAACGUGAAGACGGGUUUCGUUCUUCGUCGGUUUAACACGGAUAAGACAAAAGAGGAAUACGAAAUGGAAUUGGAACGCAUGAACGCCACGAUGAUGACGGAAAAUUUAGGUUUACAACACGAUAACAAGCAGCUCAACGCUCUAAUUAAAGAUUUUGAACAAACGCUGGAGACCCUCAUGAGUACCUUUCGCAAUCGUGCCCGUGACGUUCAAGAACGCGAACUUUCAUUGAUUCGGGAAUAUGAAAGCAAAUUAAUUGCACGCGAGGAAGAGCAUAGCAAAGCAGAACUGCUCUCCAACACAGCUAUCUCUGCAUCCAUCGCUCACCUUUCUCAUCUGUUGCGGCAACUACUACGCUCCGUGGGUGGAGAAGAUGCUGAAUCGCCAGAUACCCGCAUCGAUGACGACGAAGAUCGAGAACCAUGGUCAGCGGUGACUGCUGCUGACUAUGCGCUGGAAAGAGAUAUUGAACUGGCUCGCCUCGAGAAGGAGAACGAAGAGCUGAAGAGAAUGAUGGGAUUGACGCCGCCACAACCUCGCCGUCCCAGUGCAGACCCCAUUCGUUCGAGUUCAGCAAUUGAAGUUCGACCUGUUGUGGAGGCCGUACGCGCCCCUGGUGUGCCGAAGCCUUUGGGCGUUCUCGGCCCAUUUGGGACUUACAAGCGAAUGCGUUCUCCAGGAUGA
This is a messenger RNA of Laccaria bicolor S238N-H82, 825 nucleotides long. RefSeq lists its product as uncharacterized. The transcript is spliced from 6 exons. The record is from RefSeq and is a predicted model, not a curated record. Lineage: Eukaryota; Fungi; Basidiomycota; Agaricomycetes; Agaricales; Hydnangiaceae. Bases 1 to 825 code for a protein of 274 amino acids.